Trichobilharzia regenti is the source of this 405-nucleotide messenger RNA. Lineage: Eukaryota; Metazoa; Platyhelminthes; Trematoda; Strigeidida; Schistosomatidae. The record is from the annotation of a GenBank genome assembly.
AUGGUUUCUUCGAAUUUGAAAGGGACAUUUGCUUUCUACGGAAGUGUUCUAGCCGGCAAAGCUUUACUUCUGGCUGGAUUAACAAUAGCAAAACGUUUACAGAGAAAGUCAUUUGCGGGAAGUCAACCUCAUCCUGAAGUUAGAGCUAUACAUAGAUGUCAUGCAAAUGAUAUAGAGAAUUUGGUACCUUUUCUAUUUCUUGGAUUUAUCUACUGUAAAACAAAUCCAUCGGCUAAAGUUGGAAUAUGGCUGUUUCGAGUCUUUGCUUUGUCACGCUUUCUACAUACAGCAGUCUAUUUAUAUUCGGAGGGAACUUUUCUCCGUGCACAAAUAUUUCUGGUCGGAUACUUUGUGAACGUUUCUUUGGCGUUAAAAUGUAUUAGUUAUUAUUCAAAAAUGUACUAA